AUGCCACUAAAGGUUAUUGUCGUUGGUGCCGGCCUCGGAGGCUUGGGCACAGCCAUAGCGUUGAACCGGGCCGGACAUGAUGUUCAGGUUAUUGAGCAGUCCGGCUUCCACAACGAAGUCGGUGCAGCUAUCCACGUUGCCCCUAACGCGAGUCGUAUCCUGAAAGAAUGGGAAUGCGACUUCGAACAGCUACAAGCAUCCAAGUGCAAUCGACUUCAAGUGUGGAACUCGUCCGGCGAGCUUCUUUGGACCCCCGUUGUGACCAAGGAUCUCCAAACAGCACUGGACAUUCACGAUGACUGGCUCUUGACUCAUCGUGUUGAUCUACACAAUGCCCUUCGGGCGACAGCUGCGAAGGGAUUCAACAGUAGAUCAGUGAGCGUCCGGCUGUCUUCUCGUGUAAAAUCAGUGGAUGCCGAGAGGGGAGUCGUCACACUCGAAGAUGGAAAUACGUUCACUGGUGAUUUGAUCAUUGGUGCGGAUGGAAUUCAUUCCCGAACCGUGAGUAGCAUCACCGGACAGGAGUCGCGGAAGGAAAGUACCGGUCAAAAUUGUUUCCGAUUCUUGAUCCCCGUCUCCAAAGCACAGGAUAAUAAACUGGCUGCCUCUAUCUUAAAAAGGACUGGAUUGGAUGGUCUCCAUGCGUUCACAGCAAGUGACCGGCGGCUUGUGUUCUACCCAUGCCGUCAAGGUCAGCUGUUGAAUGUUGUCGGUAUUCACCCCGCGGGAGACGACACCUCAGCGAAGGAAUCCUCCUGGCUGGAUUCCAGUAACGUGGAGCAUCUUUUCGAGGUCUAUAAAGACUUUGGACCGGAGCUCCAAGAAAUGUGUCGCCUUGGUGAAGAUGUGAAGCUGUGGAGUCUAGGUACCCGCUCGCCACCAACAAAGUUUGUCAAAGGCAGGCUUGCUCUUGUCGGAGAUGCAGCACACCCAACUCUUCCUCAUCAAGGUCAGGGCGGUGCUCAGGCAUUCGAGGAUUGUGCAGCCCUUGGCGCGCUGUUCCCCCCGGAGACAACACCGGAUCAGGUGUCUACACGCUUGGAAUUGUACAACAAGGUCCGCUAUGAACGAGCAUUGACGGUCAUGAUGAUGUCAAAGACCCACGACGAGCGCCGCGCAGAGAUGGUUGACGAAUUGCGCCACUAUGUGCCGAACGCCGAGCUCCCUAAAGACAUGUUUUCUUUCACUUGGCCUUCCAAUCCGGCACAAGAUGUCCAGCGCCUCCUAGCUGUUACGACAAAUGCCUAA
Penicillium robsamsonii is the source of this 1248-nucleotide messenger RNA. RefSeq lists its product as uncharacterized. The transcript is spliced from 6 exons. Bases 1 to 1248 code for a protein of 415 amino acids. Gene Ontology annotation, molecular function: FAD binding; monooxygenase activity. The record is from RefSeq and is a predicted model, not a curated record. Lineage: Eukaryota; Fungi; Ascomycota; Eurotiomycetes; Eurotiales; Aspergillaceae.